AUGACCACUUAUCUUUUGGAAGCAAAACCAGAAAAAUGGGCUCGGCCAUUCUUUCCAACGAAAAGGUAUAACAUUCUUACAAGUAACAUUGCUGAAUCUAUAAAUGCAGCAAUUGUGCAUGCGAGAGAAUUGCCUAUAACGUCGUUAAUAGAAGUUAUAAGAGAGAUGCUUCAAAGAUGGUUUUCAACAAGAAAAGAAGCAGCAAUCAACCAAUUCAUUGAAGUGACAAAAUGGGCAAAUGAUGAAAUGGAGAUCAAACUUGAUGUGGCAUUUCGAAUGAAGGUAGAUGCAAUUGAUGCAAUGAAAUCUAGUGUCACAUAUGGUGAUCGAGUGUUUGUUGUCGACUUGGAACAACAUAUGUGCACAUGUAAUGAAUUUCAACUAGAGGGAAUUCCAUGUGCACAUGCUAUUGCAACAAUUGAAAGCAAGUACUUGGACAAGUACAAAUUUUGCUCAAAUUGGUAUAAAAAUUAUGUUUUGAAAGAGACAUAUGCAGGAUCAAUUAAUCCUCUUCCAGAUAAAGUUGAUUGGAGUGUCCCAGAUGAAAUUAUAGGAGAUAGCAUGAAAGCUACAAAAUUCAAAGUAAAACAAGGACGUCCCAAGGAAAAAGAAUUCCAUCAACAGGAGAAUUUUCCAAGCAUGUUCGAACAGUCAAGUGUGGAAAUUGCGGAAUAUUGGGACAUAAUAGAAAGAAUUUCUAAAGACUAUAAAGAUGCAAUGUUAUACAUAUUUGUUGCGUUGUGGACUUGUGGAUAA
This is a messenger RNA of Humulus lupulus (European hop), 756 nucleotides long. RefSeq lists its product as uncharacterized. The record is from RefSeq and is a predicted model, not a curated record. The transcript has 3 exons. Bases 1 to 756 code for a protein of 251 amino acids. Gene Ontology annotation, molecular function: zinc ion binding. NCBI's taxonomy places the organism in Eukaryota, Viridiplantae, Streptophyta, Magnoliopsida, Rosales, Cannabaceae.